AUGACUAAGCAUGAUUACCAACCUCUUGUAGAAAAGAUCCCCAAACAAUUCUCUUAUUGGACAGUUAGGCAUCUGUCUUUCGCGGAGAGACUUGAAAUCAUUCAGUCGGUAAUUUACUCAAAAAUGAACUUAUGGGCUUCUAUCUUUAUCUUGUUGAACCAUUGCAUAGCUACUCUUGAGCAAAUGUGCAACGCCUUCUUAUGGAAAGGGGUUCCAAAUUAUGCAAUAGGUGCUAAAAUAGCUUGGGAAUCGGUUUGUACAUCAAAAAAAUCUGGAGGACUUGGUUUGAGAAGAUUGCUUGAUUGGAACAAAGUAAUAGGUUUAAAGCUGAUUUGGUUGAUCUUCACUUCUUCAGGCUCCUUAUGGGUUUCAUGGGUUCGUCCCAACCUGAUUAAAGAUGGUAACUUAUGGGAUAUGGAAAGUGCAUCGGGUAGUUGGAUUUGGAAACAACUCCUUAAGCUUAGACACUUGGCUCGACCGUUUAUAAUAUGUGAGAUUGGCUCGGGAAUUACAUCAAGCUUUUGGCAGGAUAAUUGGACCUCUUUAGGUCCUCUUAUUGAUAUUACAGGUAGAUCUGGUCCUUCUCGUUCUGGUUUACCCAUUGAUGCAGUGGUCUCUGAUGCAAUUAGAAAUGGUAGAUGGUGGAUUGAUGGAACAAGGAGUAGAAACUCGAUCAUCUCUUUGCUCCGUCAAUGCCUUCCACCUCCUACCCCUAUUGCUCAAUCAGACUUUGAUGACUAUUACAAAUGGAAAAUUAAUCAAGCAAGCAUCCCAAAACUGUUCUCCCUUAGAAACUUCGAAAGCACUUCACCCUAG
Messenger RNA from Arabis nemorensis, 816 nucleotides. The record is from the annotation of a GenBank genome assembly. NCBI's taxonomy places the organism in Eukaryota, Viridiplantae, Streptophyta, Magnoliopsida, Brassicales, Brassicaceae.